CUAUAUUUUCUCUUUUUCAGAAAACCUAUGGCGAUUAAGUAGAUGAUGCAUCGAACGUGAGAGGGCGCCACCGCUGUUCCUCCACCAUGGGGCCAAGAGAUUGUACUAUCCUAUGUUUGCUUCUGCUCGCGUCUCUCAGAAGGACGUCUGCAGACGACCAGGAAUAUCGUCUCGUCCGGUACCUGAUGUCCAACUACGAUCCGGCUGUCCGUCCAUCCCUGUCGGCUGCACAACCGGUGGCCGUUGCCUUCAGGCUCUCUCUGCUGGCUCUGCUGGCAUUGGACGAACGUAGAGGAGUUCUGUCCAGUAGCUGCAAAAUCACACAGAAAUGGAACGAUGUGCAUCUCCGGUGGAAUGCGUCAGAUUUUGGGGGGGUUAACACUGUUCGCAUACCCGCUUCACAGAUUUGGAGGCCCGAUGUGCUCUUGCGCAACAACGCCGACCCUUCAACACCAGCCACUUCCGGAGAAGCGAACGCCGUUCUACGCUCUUCCGGCGACGUAUCGUGGACUUCUCAGUCUUUGCUAAAAAGCGCAUGCUCACUCGACCUCCAGUUCUUUCCUUUUGACAUUCAUGUUUGUUACCUCAACUUUACUUCAUGGUCUUACGACUCUGAGCAGAUGUCUCUAAUGGCGGAGUCUGUGGAUCUUUCUUCAUUCCAAGCCAAUUCGGAAUUUCACCUGGAAGACGCUCUAGCGACGACAGAGGGGGGAAAAGCCCUGGCCUUCUCUUUGAUCCUCCGACGCAGACCGGGUCCACAUCUCCUGCGCCAGGUGCUGCCCUGCUUCUUAGUGAGUACUCUAGCAGCUCUGACCUUUCUCGUGCCACCAUCAUCUGCUGAAAGGGUCACUCUAGCUAUCGGCUGCCUGCUGUCUCUACUACUGGUGUCAGUGGCUGGAGGAGGGGCGCCCAGAACACCCACUCCUCAAAUUCCACUGUUAAGUAUCUAUCAAAUAUGCAGCCUCUGUUUGGUGUCUGCUGCAGCAUUCUUGUCUGCUUUGACUUUGAGCCUCCAUGGAAAAGGAUUAGAUGGUACUCCACCACCUCCAUGGUUGAGUAAAUGCGUUAUAGGGUGCCUCGGUCCGCUGCUAUUCGUUCAACCUUGUCCUUCACGCAAAAGAGCGUUGGGAUUUCAGGAGGCCGACGAAGAGGACAGGAGACGGGGGAAGAGGGCAGCCGCGGGCGGAGCACCACCCUCCAUCGAACGCUACAGCUCGUCUCCUCAGCUGCUACGCAGGCGAAGCGGAGGAGGUGGGGGCGGAGGAGAGAGAUCUUCCGACGAAUUCGAGCGUCGGUUUUUGAGGGUGCUGGACCGGGUCCACGAGACUCUAGAGAGAAACGAGGCCAGAGAUAUGGAAAUGGAAGGAAAAGAAGCAGCACGAGAAGAGUGGAGAAAAGUGGCGCAGGUAACAGACCGAUUACUUUUGGUACUAUUCCUGAUCGGAGCAGUUUUGGCAGCUGCUUUGCUUUUCGUUUUCGCGCCUCUUUGAGAGGUCCAUUCCAAACCUACAGCGCCAUCUGUACGCUGAAGAAAACCUCAUUGAUCUGCGGUCUUGCAGCGUUGAAAGACAUCUUUCAGUGACUUUUCGUUAUAGAUAUAAGCAAUUCGUGGAAUAUUACGGUGGAUGGAAUAAUCCAAACGUAGGCUUAACAAAUACUUAUUAAUAAACGAAACAAGCGGUAUUAUGUCAGGAACAGUGGCGUAACCGUAAAGGUCGCAACAAAAUGUUACCCCUCUAUUCCCAACUUACAAUGUAGUAUAGAGGUAGAUUGCACGAUAUUCAGGUGCUUGUGAACAUUUCCAGAUGCUCUUGAAACUUUACACAUUUUGGAUGUCUUUUAACACUUUUUGGAUGCUUCUACUCAUUUAAAUACCUGAAGCAGUCAUUGCGUAUUUUAUGAAACACUUUAAAAUAGCAAAAUGGCAUCAGUUAAUAUGAGUAGCAAGUAUUUAACAAAAUGCUCAAAGAAUACUCUCGUCUAAACGAGACUAUACGAGAGGUUUCACUCACUGCCCGCGAUGCAGUUUAAUGUUUCUUUUUCGGUAGUGUUUCUUCCAAAAUUUAAUUUCAGUUCCAGCCGGAGAUAUUUAUUUGAAUUUUUUUAAAUCUGUUAUGAUACUACAAGAAAGUAAAGAAAAGUAUUUUCAUAAAGCAUCUUGGUAAAUUACUUAGCUAAAAAUGAUUUCUAACCCUUAAUCUCUGAUAUUUCUAAUACAAUGGACAUAAUUUCUGAACUUUCAGAAAUAAAAUUUAUUGUAGUUUUUAAUAAUUGGAAAUUUGUAUGCCCAGUUGAAAGUAUAAAUACGGCUUUUACACAAGUAUAAAUACGAACAAUGUUUUCAUAGUUUAGUAGAAAAUUCAAGUUUUAAUAGCAAGUAAUUUUUAUCGCUCUAAGCAUUUUUGCUUUAACAUACAAAUAAGCUCAUGAAGGUAUUUUAUCCUUUUCUUUCUGGAUUUACAUAUAUAUUACAUAUAUAUAAAUAUAUAUAUAUAUAAUAAAGUAAACAUAGUUAGAAUGCUCUGUGAAAUUUGCGUAUGGAGAAUUAAAUGCGAAAAUGUACAAAAUAUAUAUCUUUAUUACUUAAAAAUAUUAGAGCUUCAAUUAUAAAAUAUAUCACUACUUAGAAAUUGAACUAACAUUUCCUAUAAUAUUUCCACUCAAAUUCGUCCAUAUAUUUAUAAAUUUUAUUUUAUUUCCAUUAUAAUAUUAACCCAUCAGCUUAGGAUCAGCACGUUCUGGGCAAUUUUAUGUUGUGCUUGGAUGGAACGUGCAUAUUGCAGAAAUUUUAUAAUAUAAUAGAACUUGCAUUUGUAGCCUUUAAUUGCGUAUUGCUAAAACUGUAUUUUUCUAAAAACACAAAAAUAGUGGCUUAAACUAUGAAGAUGAAAGUCAAGCUAACGUGUGGUAUACUGUAUAAAUCUGUUUGCUUAAUAGUUCAAUAAUAUUGUGAAACCAUGUUGCAGCUACCUAUUAGUAUUUAGUCGAUAUCUUUAUGCACUAAAUUGAGUAUCCGAAAUGAUAAUGUGAGGAAUUCGUAAAAAAGAUCUUUUAUUGCAGCAAAAAGGUAAUCUUAACUCUGAAAAUUCUUUCAACGUAGAAUGUAAAUUCUAUACAUAUGACAUAUAUUAUAUAUGCCAUAUAUUAUAUAUGAAAUACAUAUUUUCAUGGUUUUCAUAAUCCUGGAAUUAAAACUUAAUCAUGUACAUAUUAGUGGCUCCAUUCACUCAUUUUAGUCGUUUGAAAUACGUAAAUAUGGAGCAUCUGCUAUUUUCUUAAAAUAAUAAUUUCCUAUUUACAAUAUCGUACUACUUAGUUAUGUAGUCAUUUUCAUUAUUUUGUUAAUAACAUUUAGUUGUCCCAAGCUUGCAUUAUUUUAUGUUAUCAGAAACUAUUUAUGAACAAGCAGUAACCCCUCUUUUUUAAAAAAUAAAGAUUUUUAAAUAUUUCUAACAUUUGCACUACAAGGAAUUUUUAUUUUCGUUUCAAACCGUUUAAAGAUUGAAAUUCUUUCCGAGAAACAUUGAAAUACUGACUGUAUUAAAACUAAAAAUGUAUCAAAACUAAAAUUUCAGCUAGUUUUCGAUGAACAUUGGAUUAAGGAGUAAAAAAACAAGUUAUGUCUAUCUUAAAAAUUUUUCAUUUCAUAUAUUAAUGCAGUUUUGUGAAAAUAAAGAAAAGUAUUAAAGAGAAGUUAUUUAAGCUAAAUUUGACUAAAAUUUGACUGAAAGUAGAGGCUGCAGAACAACAAACGAAACACUUUAAAAAAGUAGGAAAAUAUUAUUUAAUUAAAAUUUGUAUUUCAAAAAGCAAUGGAAUUCGUCUUUAAUUCAGCUAUUAAUCAAGCAUUACUUGUUGAGAUUUUUGUCCAAUUCUGAGUGCAUACAAAACAGCAUACGUUAUAGAAUAUUCGUAAAAUAACUCUCAUAAUAACUCGUUAAAAAUAACUCGUUAAAAAAAUAUUAAAAUAUGAAAUUUGAGUUAAAGAAUUUUGAUAAUUUGGAAUGAAUUAAUAGAUAAUUUAUUUUGGUUGUGAUCACUUUAUCUUUUCAGUAAUAUAUUUAGAAAAAAAUUGAGUUUAAAAAAUAUUUUUUUAGAGUUUCGCAUUUGUAAGAAAAUAAAAAAUAUUUCCAAACAUGCAAAUUAGAUCUGUAUCACCAUAGAUAAUUUAAAGGUUUUCAGAAAGCAAUUGAACUAAUACUUGUACACUUCUAAAAUCUCUUUAAUAGAAACAGGGAAAUCAGAUACAACUCACCAAAGUGCCCAAAAUUUUCAUACACUUUUCUACGUAUUUUGGAUAUUAUUCUAGCUAUCAUAACUAUGUCCUUUUUAAAGCGUUGAAGAAUUCAUUAUAUUUACUAUGUUUUUAUCCUUAAACAUAGAUAAAAAAUUAUACGAAAUUUUACUUCUAGCUCUGUACCUUUAGAGGUAAAUUUGAUUGAGAAAUUAAUUACAUCAAUGCUUUUCAGCUAAAAUUUGAGAAACCUUAUCUAGACGAUUAUUUCUCAUGGUCAUAACUUUUUGUAUCAUAAAAAGAACUUAAACCCAAUCAAAAUUUCCUCAUAACAAUAUUUCCUCUGACAUUUCGGCAAGCAAUUAUUCUUUCCCUUUAGUUCAUGUAUUGCUUCCAAAUGUACGGGUUCUACAAACUUUGAUUUAAAAACAACUUUUUGAAAUUUAAAUUGUGUAAUACGACUUCUUUCUAAAUCAUGUAUGCUUAAUUUUAUGUAAGAAAUCGACUAUAUAAUUAGCAGUGUUAAGGCAAAUUUAUUAGAAUUCCACAACAAUAAUUUGCAUUUUGUUUUAUUGUGUUCUCUGAAACUCACAGUUGCUGUGAAUGCAGCUGCAGGUUUUAUUUCUCUAUUGAAUCACUGGCUCAUAAUAUUCAUUUAAAACUUCACGUAGGAAAUAACUGUUAAAUUUGAUAUUCUGUGUACAAAAGAGGCAAAUCAUAACCAUAAUGCUAAAAGUAAUCAUAAACAUAGUGAUAAAAAUGUGUAAUCAUAAACAUAAUGCUAAAAGCGUAAAAAUAGCAUCUAUACCUGAAAUUUUGAAGUGGUUUUUAUGCAGUCAAUUUUUCAGAUUCUUAAAAAGUUUUCGAGUAAACACUAAUACAAGUGUGUCAAAGCAUAAAAUGAAUAAAAUAUUUAUAAAUCAAGAAUUAACAUUACACAUAUACUUACAUUUACGAUAUGGAACUAACGUUAAGGUACUCAAACGUUGUUUAUUCGGGAUUCAAACGGUUUAUUCGGUAUUAAAACGUUGUUUAUUUUGAAAGUGUAUAAUUAUUGGAAAGCAACACUGGCGUUAAUCCAUAUUCCCUGAAAAGGAAAUUCUAAAAUCAAUAUUAAACCUUUCCAAUAUAUAUUAUAUAUAGAGAGAGAUUAAUAUCGUUUUAAUUUAUUUUGCAAUACAUAUAUAUAUAUAUAUAUAUAUAAUACAAAGUAAAUUAAAAUAAAUUAAAUAUAGGUUUAAAAUGUUUUCCAUAUUCAAUUCGGAAAACACCAUAUCGAAAAUAAUAAUAAUAAUAAUAUAGGUGUGUUAUAUAUAUUGAUUCUAGAGUGUCAUAUAUAUAUAUAUAUAU
This is a messenger RNA of Stegodyphus dumicola, 5584 nucleotides long. Its product is annotated as neuronal acetylcholine receptor subunit alpha-10-like. The record is from RefSeq and is a predicted model, not a curated record. Gene Ontology annotation, biological process: monoatomic ion transmembrane transport. NCBI's taxonomy places the organism in Eukaryota, Metazoa, Arthropoda, Arachnida, Araneae, Eresidae. Gene Ontology annotation, cellular component: postsynaptic membrane. Gene Ontology annotation, molecular function: transmembrane signaling receptor activity; acetylcholine-gated monoatomic cation-selective channel activity.